Molecule: messenger RNA, 1074 nt
Organism: Talaromyces amestolkiae
Lineage: Eukaryota; Fungi; Ascomycota; Eurotiomycetes; Eurotiales; Trichocomaceae
Exons: 1
Coding region: 1-1074 (357 amino acids)
Biological process (GO): D-sorbitol catabolic process
Molecular function (GO): L-iditol 2-dehydrogenase (NAD+) activity; zinc ion binding
Source: RefSeq, a predicted model, not a curated record
AUGCUAAUUUACAAUCAGAAUAUAUCUUUCGUCCUGAGGGGCAUCAACGAUGUUGCGUUCGAAAACAGGCCUAUGCCCAAGAUCGAUGAUCCCUAUGACGUACUUCUCCAAGUUGAAAUGACCGGCAUCUGUGGCUCAGACGUCCACUACUGGUCGAAUGGACGUAUAGGGCCGUUCGUAGUAGAAGAGCCAAUGGUUCUGGGGCACGAAUCAGCCGGAAUAGUGGUGGAAGUGGGCGCUAAGGUACGAUCGUUAAAAGUCGGCGACAGAGUUGCAAUGGAACCAGGUAUUUCAUGCAGACGCUGCACGCGAUGCAAAGAGGGGAAUUAUAACUUGUGUGCUGAGAUGGCGUUUGCUGCAACUCCUCCCUACAAUGGAACAUUGGCGCAAUACUACGUCUUGCCAGAAGACAUGUGCUACAAGCUCCCGGAGAAUGUAUCUCUAGAGGAAGGAGCGAUGCUUGAACCACUCUCAGUAGCUGUCCAUAUCGUGCGACAAACAAACAUCAAGCAUAGUGACAGCGUCGUUGUCUUUGGAGCUGGCCCCGUGGGACUUCUUUGCUGCGCUGUAGCGAAGGCGCACGGCGCAUCAAAAAUCAUUGCUGUGGACAUCCAAAAGUCUCGCCUCGAGUUCGCGAAGAGCUUUGCAGCCACAUCUACCUUCGAACCAGGCUCGGGAUCAGCACAAGAAAAGGCGCAACAACUCAUCCAGGAGAACGAUCUAGGGUCCGGAGCUGAUAUCGCCAUCGAUGCCAGUGGUGCUGCGCCUGCGAUUCAGAUGGCAAUUCAUGUACUGAGGCACGGCGGGUCGUAUGUACAAGGAGGUAUGGGCUCUGAUGAGAUUGCUUUCCCAAUCGUAGCUGCCUGCACCAAAGAAAUCACCUUUCGUGGGUCUUUCAGAUACAGCUCAGGAGACUACGAAAGUGCGUUGCAUAUGGUUGCGGGGGGAAGAGUCAAUGUCAAAGAGUUGAUCACUGGCUCGUUCGCGUUUGAGGAAGCAGAGCAAGCUUUUCAAUAUGUGAAGGAUGGUAAAGGAAUCAAGGUAUUGAUUGAGGGCGCCCAUUUUUUCCAUUAG